Molecule: messenger RNA, 2240 nt
Organism: Ananas comosus (pineapple)
Lineage: Eukaryota; Viridiplantae; Streptophyta; Magnoliopsida; Poales; Bromeliaceae
Product: transcription termination factor MTEF18, mitochondrial-like
Exons: 1
Coding region: 196-2091 (631 amino acids)
Biological process (GO): chloroplast organization; regulation of DNA-templated transcription
Cellular component (GO): chloroplast
Molecular function (GO): double-stranded DNA binding
Source: RefSeq, a predicted model, not a curated record
CCCUCGCCCUGAAGAAGAAGAAGAAGAAGAAGAAGAAGAAGUUCUCUUCACAUUAUGGCGAAUCGUCGGGGCUUUAUUGAGCGAUUUGGGAGAUUACCCAAAAGCUGGGGCUGAAGAGGUAACUCUGUUCUCUUCGAAAUUUGGGAUUUUCGCUCUUAUUUUCCCUGCAUCUUCUCAAAUAUCUUCGAAGUUACUAUGACCCACUGGAGGAAAACCCUAGCUUUGGUUUCUCGAUUUGGUUCAGUGGAAACUCGCGGUUUGUCAAAAGCCCUAGCUUUUUAUGCUGCCGAUGCUCUCUGCUGUAGGAAGAUUUCAACUUUCCGAUUUUUUCGAGAUCUAUGUGUGAUAGAGUCAUCAGCUUCCAAAUGGGCGUCUCCCUUUUCUUCUAAAAGAGCAUGUUCCUCCCAUGCAAGCACACGUUCUUCGGCGAAAACCUCGUCUUUUGCGAGGAGUAGAGGUUUUAGUAAUGAAGCUACAGCUCAAAGCCCUAGAGCUGUUGAGGAAGAUCAAGAAGCAAUUUUGGAACUGUUGCAAGGAGCGAGACGGAGCAGCCGUUCGGUGGUGGAGGCUCAGGAAGCACUUCUGGACUACCUUCACUGCACUCGAGGAUUAAACUUCCCCGAUGCCGAGCACAUGAGUAAACACUCCCCUGUUUUUCUCCAGAAGCUACUGGAGAAGGUCGAAAAGGAGGAAGAAAUAGGCAAGGCAUUGACCCGGUUCUUUCGCUACCACCCUAUUAAUGAAUUUGAGCCGUUCUUCGAGAGCAUAGGUCUUAAGCCCGGCGAGUUCAAUUCAUUUCUGCCUCGUGAUUUAAUGUUCCUUUCUGAUGAUGAGCAGUUGCUAGAGAAUUUCCGUGUUCUUUGCAAUUAUGGGAUUGCUCGUAGCAAGAUAGGGAAAAUAUAUAGGGAUGCUACCGAAAUUUUUAAGUAUAAAUCGGGCGUAUUGUUAUUGAAGCUUCAGGCUUAUGAGGGAUUGGGACUCAGUAAGAGUAGCGUUAUCAAGGUUGCGGCAGCAACUCCAGUUGUUUUGAUCGGUGAAGUUAAUGGGGAACUUGUAAAAGUUCUGGAGGGCCUAGACGAUUUUGGAAUCCAGCGAGAUUGGAUCGGGAGUGUUUUGUCCGAUAAAAAGUUCUAUGAUUGGCGUAGGAUGAAUGCUCUUUUACAGUUUUUCAUCGAAUUAGGAUUUAGUAAAGAAGAAAUGGGAGAUUUGAUUAAAUGGCAUCCGGACUUUUUGCUCGAUGGUUCUGGAAAGAUGGUUUUCUCAGUGGUUGCACUUUUAUCUAAGUUGGGAGGAGGAAAAAAGGAUUUAUUCGAUCUAUUUUCAAACUUCCCAAACAUUACGAUCGGCAAUUUCACGAAGAACUUUCGAAAGGGUCUGCUAUUCUUAAUUGAGAUUGAAAUGAGUCCUGAGGAUAUUGAAAAGCUUUUGGUUUCUCAUCCAGAAAUAUUUGGUUCUUGUUCGCUAAAGAAACCGAAUAGCAUCUUCACAUAUCUUAAUGUCGGGAAAAAGCGUUUGUGUAGAAUUAUACAGGAGGAUCCGCAUCAGCUAAAGAAAUAUACAUUGGGGACGAAACUAUAUCGUCUCCCGAACUCUGGUGCAGAUGAAAGAUCACUUAGAGAGAAGAAGAAAUUUUUGAUAAAAAUAGGGUUUGCUGAGGAAUCAGAAGAUAUGAAGAAGGCACUCAAGGUUUUUCGCGGUAAAGGUGAUGAACUUCAACACCGCUAUAAUUUUCUGGUCGAAGCUGGUUUGGAUCCGAAUGAUGUGGUUAAUAUGAUCAAAUUAGCUCCACAGGUUCUGAACCAGAAGAUAGAUGUCCUUGAGAGAAAAAUUAGCUUCCUUGUAAAUAACUUAGAAUACCCGUUAAGCUCACUGGUGGCCUUCCCCUCGUAUAUGUCGUACACUGUUGAGAGGGUCAAACUUAGGUUCUUGAUGUACAAUUGGCUCAAAGAUAGGGGAAAAGCUAGUCCGUGUUUAGCACUGAGCAGUGUCCUUGCUUGUUCUGAUAAGGUGUUUAUGAAGAAGUUUGUAAAUCACCAUCCAGAGGGUCCUGAAGUUUGGGAAAACUUCAAGAAAGCAUUAUCAUUGGGCUAAUUAUGUACCCUUAUUUUAUUAUAUUCUGUUUUUAACAUAGAUCUUCUCCUUUGAAUCUAUUAACCAAUUAGCAAUUUAUUAUACCACAAGUUAAAUAAUUAUGGACAAAUAUGAUUAACUUGUUGAAAGCUCACUCUUUUUUUUUUUUU